AUGAGGAAGCUCUGUACUUUGCAGCUUUUUAGUGCGUCGAGAGUGGAGAUGUUUCGUCCCAUAAGAAGGGAGGAGUUGAGAGAGGCGGUGAAGUCGAUAAAGGAAUCGGCGGCGGCGCGUGAUGUGGUGGAUGUAAGUGAGAAGGUGGGGGAGGUGAUAGAGGACAUGAUAUGUAGAAUCAUACUGGGACGCAAGAGAGACGAUAGGUUUGAUUUGAAGAGAAUAGUUCAAGAGACGCUCAGCUUGGCAGGAGCUUUCAAUGUUGCAAACUCCUUGCCUUUCCUGCGCCCAUUUGAUAUUCAGGUGAAUGGUAAGGAAAUUGAUGAAUUGUUAGAAACGAUCAUCAAAGAGCAUGAAGAGGCACAAGCAGUACUGCAGAAAAUGCAACACAAGGACAUCGUAGACAUAUUACUCUCUUGCUUGAAGGAUUCUCACAACGAUGAACAAAAUCCAGUCAAAGAUCAAACCAAGAUCAAGGCCAUACUUUUGGACUUGCUUUCUGGUGCAAUAGACACUUCCGUCACUGUUAGUCUCUGGGUUUUCUCAGAACUCUUGAAGAAUCCCAGAGUAAUGAAAAAACUCCAACAUGAGCUAGAAAACAUAGUAGGAAAAAGCAAUUUGGUCGAUGAGGUUGAUUUGCCAAGGUUGACUUACUUGGACAUGGUGGUCAAAGAGACUUCGAGACUACAUCCUGUUGGGCCAUUGCUGCUCCCUCGAGUCAGCACUGAGGAUAUAACUAUCAACGGAUAUUAUAUAAGGAACAAGUCACGAGUGAUUGUGAAUGUGUGGGCAAUAGGACGAGAUCCUAAGAUAUGGUCGGAUAAUGUGGAAGCGUUUUAUCUAGAGAGGUUCCUGAAUAGCAAUGUAGAUCUCCAAGGAAAAGACUUCCAACUGAUACCAUUUGGUUCAGGUCAAAUAGGAUGCCCUGGCAUGCAAUUAGGGUUAAUUGAUGUUAAGCUGGUUAUAGCACAAUUAAUGCAUUGCUUUAAUUGGGAACUUCCACAAGGUGUUUCUCCUGAUGAAGUGGAUAUGACUAAGAAAUUUGGACUAUUGAUUCCAAGAGCUAAUCUCUUAGUAGCUCUUCCAUCGUAUUGCCUAGCAGAGUGA
This is a messenger RNA of Neltuma alba, 1107 nucleotides long. RefSeq names its product cytochrome P450 CYP736A12-like. The record is from RefSeq and is a predicted model, not a curated record. Bases 1 to 1107 code for a protein of 368 amino acids. The transcript is spliced from 2 exons. Lineage: Eukaryota; Viridiplantae; Streptophyta; Magnoliopsida; Fabales; Fabaceae. Gene Ontology annotation, molecular function: heme binding; monooxygenase activity; iron ion binding.